Molecule: messenger RNA, 846 nt
Organism: Pyricularia pennisetigena
Lineage: Eukaryota; Fungi; Ascomycota; Sordariomycetes; Magnaporthales; Pyriculariaceae
Exons: 2
Coding region: 1-846 (281 amino acids)
Source: RefSeq, a predicted model, not a curated record
AUGCGGCAAUCAGUAUCAUCCCCAUGGUCGUGGGCAUCACAACAAUCACAGCAAGCCCCCGGAAGGCCUCUGGCCAGGUUAUUACCACUGCUUCUGGUGCAGCUGGUGCUCUUUGCGACGGCGGCGCUCGGCUUCGACCCGGUCAAGGAUGCCGACUGCGAGUCAGCCGACAGCAUCUGCCUGACUUCAUUCAAGUGGUGCGCCCGCAACGGGCGAAGCUGCCACUACCCGGAGGGUGUCGACGCCUACAUCCCCUGGUCGACAUCGAGUCCCUACGCCAUGCUGUACCACGGAAAGGUCUACAACCUCACGUGGAAGCAGGCCGUGCCUGGGGUGCCCGUCAAGAUCGAGUGGUUCUUUUCGGAGAAGCUGUAUACCACUGUCAAUGAUGGUUGGGGCACUCCCCAGGUCAUGUGGAGUACCAACACCACAGAUAGCUCAUUCAAGUUCGACCCUUUGGACAUCCUGAUGAGCUUCCCGACGCAGCACACCAACAUCAGCUCCGGCGAGGCCAUCGCGGCCACGCACGACGUGAGCAACUACCUGCGCAUCAGCCAACCAGACGCCAGAGGCUCCGAAAGGCAGCGCGCGCCCGCGCUGUCGGACCAGUUCCUCGUGCACACGAGCUGGACCGAGGAGUUUGUGCGCAACGUGCAGGCCUUUGACGCCGACCUCUACGGCCAGCAGCAGCGCAACUGGCAGAUCGGCGUGGGCGCCGGCAUCGGCAUCGGCCUGCCCCUCAUCGUUGUCCUGAGCUGGUUCAUGGGCCAUCGCCUCGGCACAAAGGCUGGCUACGAGCUCGCGGCAAAGGUCGCCAGGAGGAGGGACGUCAGGGACGAGAUAUGA